Molecule: messenger RNA, 4264 nt
Organism: Xiphias gladius (swordfish)
Lineage: Eukaryota; Metazoa; Chordata; Actinopteri; Istiophoriformes; Xiphiidae
Gene: pik3r3b
Product: phosphoinositide-3-kinase, regulatory subunit 3b (gamma)
Exons: 9
Coding region: 406-1827 (473 amino acids)
Biological process (GO): insulin receptor signaling pathway; phosphatidylinositol phosphate biosynthetic process
Cellular component (GO): phosphatidylinositol 3-kinase complex
Molecular function (GO): 1-phosphatidylinositol-3-kinase regulator activity
Source: RefSeq, a predicted model, not a curated record
UGAAAUGUAGAGCUGGCAUCUACUUUCCCACCGUUUGUUGGACGCUUCUACAUAUAUAUAUAUUUAUAUAUAUAUAUAUAUAUAUAUAUAUACACACACAAAUAGUGGGCCUUCAUGAAGAGCCCCAAGUUAUUAACAUUAUUAUUAUGUCGGAGGGAGCAGUCGCAGCCCGGUGCUUGCUAUACACAGUUCGUCUAUUUAUUGCAGUCUGAAGCAGGAAUUCAGAUAGAAGACUUCCAAGUAGAUAGAUAGAUUAGCUUAUCUAAUCAAUUGGGUAUUUUUUAAAUUAUUAUUAACACGCAGGUUUUGUUUUUGUCGUUUUCACCCGUUCGCAUUUUAUAAGCUUUUUUUUUUCUCCCCCCGUUUUUGCGGAGAAAGAUUGUCAGGUUAAGCCACACGAAAGCAAUGUAUAAUACAGUUUGGACCACGGAGAAAGCCGGUGAGGAAGGGGACUGGAGGGACGUGAUGAUGCCCUACUCCACAGAGCUCAUAUUUUAUCUGGAAAUGGACCAACCGCCAGCUCUUCCUCCAAAACCGGCAAAGCCCCAGCAGCCCUCCUCAGUCGGGGUGGGAGGGGGCAGCAACAAUGGCGCCAAGGACGGAGGAGCAGGGGGCUCACUGCAAGAGGCAGAGUGGUACUGGGGAGACAUAUCCAGGGAGGAGGUGAAUGACAAGCUCAGAGACAUGCCUGAUGGGACCUUCCUGGUUCGGGAUGCUUCCACCAAGAUGCAGGGUGACUACACGCUCACACUAAGGAAAGGGGGCAACAACAAGCUGAUAAAGAUCUACCACCGGGACGGGAAGUACGGUUUCUCCGACCCCCUGACGUUCGGCUCGGUGGUGGAGCUCAUCAGCCACUACAGACACGAGUCUCUGGCUCAGUACAACACCAAGCUCGACGUCAAGCUCAUGUACCCCAUCUCCCGCUUCCAGCAGGACCAGCUGGUGAAAGAGGAUAACAUUGAUGCUGUCGGGAAGAAGCUCCAGGAAUACCACAAUCAGUACCAGGAGAAGAGCAAAGAGUACGACAGACUGUACGAAGAAUACACCAAGACGUCGCAGGAGAUCCAGAUGAAGCGUACGGCCAUCGAAGCCUUCAACGAGACCAUCAAGAUCUUCGAGGAGCAGUGCCACACGCAGGAGCGCUACAGCAAGGACUACAUCGAGCGCUUCCGCCGCGAGGGCAAUGACAAGGAGAUCGAGCGGAUCAUGAUGAACUACGAGAAGCUCAAGUCUCGACUCGGAGAGAUCCACGACAGCAAGGUGCGGCUGGAGCAGGACCUGAAGACGCAAGCCAUGGACAACCGCGAGACGGACAAAAAGAUGAACAGCCUGAAGCCCGACCUCAUACAGCUUCGCAAGAUCAGGGACCAGUAUCUAGUGUGGCUCAAUCACAAAGGAGUUCGUCAGAAACGGAUCAAUGACUGGCUGGGAAUCAAGAAUGAGAACACUGAUGAAGGCUACUUUGUGAGCGAGGAGGAUGAGAACUUGCCUCACUACGAUGAGAAGAGCUGGUUCGUCGGGGACCUGAACCGGACGCAGGCAGAGGAGCUACUCCUUGGGAAGCCGGAUGGAGCGUUUCUCAUCCGAGAAAGCAGCAAAAAGGGCUGCUAUGCCUGCUCUGUAGUUGUUGAAGGCGAGGUGAAGCACUGUGUCAUCUACAGCACACCGCGUGGCUUCGGCUUCGCUGAGCCCUACAACCUGUACAGCAGCCUGAAGGACCUGGUGCUCCACUACCACCAGACCUCCCUGGUGCAGCACAACGACUCGCUCAAUGUCCGCCUCGCAUACCCCGUCUACGCACAGAUGCCCUCCGGACGCAGAUGAACCCCACCUGCCUGGCCUCACCCCCACAUAGACAACAAACCAACCCCCUCUUGGGGAAGGGAGAACGGGGGGGAGAGUGAAGGAAGGAGGGGGGGGAAACGGUUGAAAUACAAAGCAACCCCAACACCAGACCCGUUAACGAUAGAUAAAAACGAAUUAAACACUUGCUGCAACACACACAUCAGCCACCUUGGAGUUAUAUAUUUUUACAAGAACAAUUUCGGAGGGCAUUCUUUCUAAAGACUGCUUGAUUUGCACAAGGAAGUUUUAAAUGUUUGUGAAUGUGAAAAAAAAUAAGCGACAGAAGGAAGGAAGGAAACGGAGUAGGCAACUUCAGAGUUUCAGGUUGACCCCGCUGCUACCUAAACUCCAGCUCAGACUUUUUACCAGAAACUCAAAAACCAUGCGAAUGACGACGAAGACGACAACAAAACAUUCCCAUUUUAAACCUUUUGUUUGUUCCUGUAAUUUUUUUUUUUUUUUCUUUUUUUCACCUCAGACUAUACUACAGCUUUUAUUUUGUUUGUUUCUGGAGUCGUUUUCAUGUUUCAGAUGUUUCCUUUUGCUUUUCUCCUAACUUUGUUUGUGGUAAAUGCAAGAGGAGAUGAUGAUGAUGUCACAUGUCUUUCUCUGUCCCUCUCCGUAUGAAAAGCAAAAAUAAUGUAGCAUAACAAGACAACGGACACUUAUUUUGUUAAGUGUUCCUCUAUUUAGACUGCUGCUGAGGGGUUUAGGGGGUGGGUGAGGGAGUCGAAAGGGGAAGGGGGAGCACAAGCAACACAAAACAGUUUUGUAGUCUUAAGAAGGACAAAUGCUUGCUUUUAUGCUAACUGUAGAGGGUUGUUUUGUUUUUGUUUUUUUUUUUUGUUUUUUUUUGUUGCCAAUGUUUAAAUGGCAACGUCACAGAUUAGAACCAGAGACCAAAGUUGGUGUGGAGAGGGAAGGGGAAGGGCAAAGAGUCCACCUGUGUGUGUGUGUGUGUGUGUGUGUGUGUGUGUGUGUGUGUGUGUGUGUGUGUGCGUGCGUGCGUGUUUUAGUUUUUUCUUUAUUUUUGUGAAUGGAGAAAGGAGUGAAGAAAAGCAAACGAAUGGUGUGUUUGAGACCACACAUAAAACCGAGUUUUGGGCCAUGUGCUUGUGCACCAAAUAGCCUUUUUGGAAAACCAAAUGGUAUGUAAACAGAAAUGCCAGGACCUUCUGUAAAUACAGAUGGUUGAGUAAGAAGCACUUAAAUGAGUCCCAUUUGUGACCUCAGCUCCCUGUACGUUACCCUGGGAUUUACUCACUGGACAAAAGAAUAAUCAGCAGCGAAAAUGAGAGCUCAGUCAAAAACGGCAAAUAUAUUUAGUUAAGUGUAGUUCGGUCAAAACAAUUGCAAGCAAUUUGACAACACGUCUGCUCGGAAUAAUUAAAAUGUUUGCACGGGGUGAAACCAACGUUGAAAUCCAUUCAUUUCCAUAGACUAUACUGCUUCACCCUGCUAAGCCUUGCUAGACGUGUAUUUUGAAUGUUUGCAUAGGGAAUGCUAUUAGUCGGAAUCACAGAGUAACGUGCCAAGUGCUGAGGUCACAAGCGGGUACACGUUAACCCGACAGGAAAAGGUUACAAAUGGUCAGUUUCACCAAAAUCCUCCUCUGAAUGGAAAGCAUGAAGGAAAAGAAAAAGUCUGACCAGAAAACCUGAAACCCAUUUUAUGUGUGGUUUAAAAGAAAAGAGAGAGAGAGAGCGAUACAUGCAACUAUACACCCAACUGUGGGUCGAAAACUGGGACUGUUUUUGUUUUUUGUUUUUGUUUCAAAACCUUCAGAAAUGUUGAGCUUCGACAAAUAUUUUAGCUGUAACCCAGACAUCAAGUAGACAGAGGCGACGUCCCGAGCUGAAGAUACAGGCUUUAGAAGAAAAUACUGAAAACUUGAAAGAACGUGCAAUCUAGCAUUGUGUUAAUGUAGUUCAGCAGUCGAACAGAGUGAGAUGCACUAAGGUCCGAGAGAUAAUCAAAGUGCACAGUGAAGCUUUUGGAGUGAAAUUCGGUUUUGUUUGUUUGUCUGAUUGCUGAGGUUCCUUUUUUUUAUUUUAAUGUUUUGUUUCGUUUUUUAAACUCAGAACUUCUUGCCCGGUGCUUGACUUUAUAACCAGUGGAAGCAUUUUCUGUCAAAGACUAAAAAGCAUCACACAAUAAAAAUGAUCUUCAAAAACUGAAGAGAAAAACAUAACCAAGUUGGUUUUCUAUUCUUCCUAGAAAUUCUGUUACUGAUUGGCUUGUUCCUUAGGGGAGACAUUUCUGAGACAAUGCACGGGGGCCAGCUUUGUGCCUCCAGACAGUCGUCCCAAGCAAGGAAGGGGGAAUGAUUAUGUGAUCCUGGUUUAUGGCAAAGGCAGCUGUUCUCAAUUCACUCCACCCCCUUCUCUAAAACUAAGAUACACACCGGCUCGGCACU